AUGGUAGAGUUUGCCAUCAACAACUCGGUGCAUGCGUCCACGACACAUACACCGUUUUACGUGAAUGGCUUGCGCCAUCCGCGUGUACCCACCUUACUAGAGUGUAAAUCUGAUUUAAGGGGGGGAGGGACUCGCGCGAGCAAAAACCGAAUUGGUUCACGCUCUGACGAAGAAGUCAUUGCGUUUGAUGCCGAUAUCGAUAACAUCGAUAUCGAAGAAGAUGAUGCCAGUGAGAGUGCGGAAGCCCUCACUGAAGAAAAGGUUGAUGUUGCUGCAGUGCGCUCACAGCGCACUGAAGCUAACGAGUCACCAGAUGAGUUCAUAGUGGCUCGUGAAACGGUAGUCCGUUUUGUGCAAGACUCCAUCGCCGAAGCGGUGGAUAAGCAAAAGCAAAACGCUGACAAGAAUGGAAGGGCAAACACUCUUAUUUUAGUAAAGGUGACUUAG
Messenger RNA from Peronospora matthiolae, 447 nucleotides. The record is from the annotation of a GenBank genome assembly. NCBI's taxonomy places the organism in Eukaryota, Oomycota, Peronosporomycetes, Peronosporales, Peronosporaceae.